AUGGCCACCGUUGCUAACUUCUUAGCUAAACCAAUCGCCACCGUAAUCCCACGGCCAUCCUCCGCCGUUGCCUCCACCUCCUCCUUCGUAUUCUUCGACCACAAUCACAACUCUUUAACCCUUAGAAAAAACUCACCAAGAAGACUAUUAUUCUCCACCGUGAAGGUUAAGGCUGGAGCGGCGUCUCCGGGGAAGGUUGGUUCACCGGCGGCGAAAGACGAGAAAGUUGUAAAGAUUCAUAGUGGAGAGGAAUUCGACGAGGCGCUUAAAAACGCGAAGAGCAAGCUUGUGGUUGUGGAGUUUGCUACGAGUAAAAGUGAUCAGAGUAACAAGAUAUAUCCGUUUAUGGUGGAGCUGAGCAAGACUUGUAACGACGUCGUUUUCUUGCUUGUUAUGGGUGAUGAAUCUGACAAGACCAGAGAGCUUUGUCGGAGAGAGAAGAUUGAGAAAGUUCCUCACUUUAGCUUUUAUAAGAGCAUGGAGAAAAUACACGAGGAAGAAGGUAUUGGACCGGACCAGCUAAUGGGAGACGUGCUAUACUACGGAGACAACCACUCGGCAGUGGUGCAGCUGCACGGUCGAGCUGACGUGGAGAACCUGAUCGACGAGAACCGAACUGGAGGAAAGCUGAUCGUGCUCGACGUUGGUCUGAAACACUGUGGACCAUGCGUCAAAGUCUAUCCUACCGUGUUGAAACUGUCCCGGUCGAUGUCGGAAACCGUCGUGUUCGCUAGAAUGAACGGUGACGAGAACGAUAGUUGUAUGGAGUUUCUCAAGGACAUGAAGGUUAUCGAAGUACCAACUUUCUUGUUCAUUAGAGACGGUGAGAUUUGUGGUCGUUAUGUUGGUUCCGGUAAAGGAGAACUCAUUGGAGAGAUUCUCCGGUACUCUGGUGUUCGUGUUACUUAUUAA
This is a messenger RNA of Arabis nemorensis, 912 nucleotides long. The record is from the annotation of a GenBank genome assembly. Lineage: Eukaryota; Viridiplantae; Streptophyta; Magnoliopsida; Brassicales; Brassicaceae.